CCUCGCAACCCACCCUCCCCUCGAGCAACGCGCCGCCAGGGCCUCAAAGUAACCCCCUACGCACGUGUGGACGCCUCAUGGUGACUUCAUAAGGGCGUCGAAAUCGCGAUUUCUUCUGUCAUUUCCAUCGCAUCCUGUCCCCAACUAUCAUGUCGGUCAAGGAGAUCUCCACGAAACCUUUCGAGGGCCAGAAGCCUGGCACCUCCGGCCUGCGCAAGAGGGUCAAGAUCUUCCAGCAGGAGCACUACACCGAGAACUUCGUCCAGUCCAUCUUCGACGCGGUCGACCUGCACGGCGCGACGCUCGUCGUCGGCGGCGACGGCCGCUUCUUCUCGCCCGAGACGGUGCAGACGAUCCUCAAGAUCGGCUCCGCGAACGGCGUCGCGAAGUUCAUCAUCGGGCAGGCGGGCAUCCUGUCGACGCCCGCCGCGUCGAACGUGAUCCGCAAGUACAAGGCGAACGGCGGGAUCCUGCUCACCGCGAGCCACAACCCGGGCGGCCCGGACAAUGAUUUUGGGAUCAAGUACAAUGUGUCGAAUGGGGGGCCGGCGCCGGAGAAUGUGACGAACAAGAUCUAUGAGAAGACGAAGGAGAUCUCGAAGUACAAGGUCAUUGAGCUGCCGGAGAUCGAUCUGUCCAAGAUCGGCGAGACGACGUACGGCCCCUCCAAGGUCCAGAUCAUCGACUCCGUCUCGGACUACGUCGAGCUCCUCAAGUCGAUCUUCGACUUCGACCUCAUCAAGAGCUUCCUCCUCACCAACCAGGACUCCUUCAAGGUCCUCUUCGACGGCCUUCACGGCGUCACGGGCCCGUACGCCCAUAGGAUCCUGGUCAAGGAGCUCGGCCUGCCCGAGACCUCCGUGCAGAACUGCAAGCCGCUGCCCGACUUUGGUGGCGGGCACCCCGACCCGAACCUCACCUACGCCCACUCGCUCGUCGAGGCCGUCGAGAAGAACAACAUCGCUUUCGGCGCUGCCAGCGACGGCGAUGGUGACCGUAACAUGAUCUACGGCAAGGGCGCGUUCGUGACACCAUCGGACUCAGUGGCAAUCAUCGCAGACUGGGCCGAGUCCAUCCCAUACUUCAAGAAGGGUGGCGUCAAGGGUCUCGCGCGGAGCAUGCCUACCAGCAAAGCCAUCGACCUUGUAGCGCAAAAGAAGGGUCUCGAGCACUUUGAGGUUCCAACGGGCUGGAAGUUCUUCGGCAACCUGAUGGACGCUGGCAGGCUGUCCAUCUGCGGCGAGGAGUCCUUCGGUACCGGGUCCGACCACAUCCGCGAGAAGGACGGCAUCUGGGCAAUCAUCGCCUGGCUCAACAUCCUCGCCGCCGCCAACCGCGAGUCGCCCAACAAGCUCAUUGGCAUCAAGGAGCUGCUCGAGCGCCACUACUCCAUCUACGGCCGCUCCUUCUUCUCGCGCUACGACUACGAGGAGGUCUCCUCCGAGGGCGCGAACGCGCUCGUCAAGGCGCUCGACGACCACCUCGGCGCGAGCUCGCUCACCGGGCAGACCUUCGGCCCCGGGGGCAAGUUCAAGGUCGCGGACCUGUACAACUUCGCGUACACGGACCCGAUCGACAAGUCGGUGUCGAAGAACCAGGGGCACGUCAUCACCUUCGACGACGGCUCGCGCGUCGUGUUCCGGUUGAGCGGGACGGGCAGCCAGGGCGCGACGGUGCGGCUGUACAUCGAGCGCUACUUGGGCCCGGACGCGAGCAAGGAGGCGCUCGCGGAGGACGCGGCGAAGGGGCUGAAGGACCUGAUCGAGGUCGCGCUCGAGAUCAGCAAGUUGAAGGAGUUCCUCGGCCGCGACAAGCCUACAGUUAUCACGUAAAUGGAUAGAAAAUGGAAGGAAUUGGAAGUGGCUUCUGUAUCAUACGUAGAAUGCUGGGACACUGCUUUGAGUUGAAUAUCAACCAUGUCGAAGUUCAACGUACC
Molecule: messenger RNA, 1936 nt
Organism: Schizophyllum commune H4-8
Lineage: Eukaryota; Fungi; Basidiomycota; Agaricomycetes; Agaricales; Schizophyllaceae
Product: Phosphoglucomutase, first 3 domain-containing protein
Exons: 6
Coding region: 150-1832 (560 amino acids)
Biological process (GO): carbohydrate metabolic process
Cellular component (GO): cytosol
Molecular function (GO): phosphoglucomutase activity; magnesium ion binding
Source: RefSeq, a predicted model, not a curated record